AUGUCCUUCGGUGGAAUCUCUUCUCUGACCCAGAACAAUGUGUCAAGUUCUGCCAAACGUUUGUCUGAUGUAACUGUGAAAGUCCCUGGGGAAGCCAACAUCUCCCUUACCCAAGGUGUUAUAAAGAAUUUACAAGAUAUUGAUUCUGCAUCUUCACAAGAUCAUAUUCCAAAAUUAGAAACAAUCUUUCAUAUAGCAAGAUAUCCCUUAACUAUUGAUAUCCAAUCUCCACUCAAAGAAAAAGUGGUGCCUCUGUCUCCUAUACCAUCUAUAGGAAAAACCUUUCCAUUCAGCAAAGUGAAAAAUGGCACACAGGGAGCCCUUCUUCAAAAAAAUGAAGCAGGAGCUGCUAAAAUACUCUCAGACUAUGAACUACAGAUUCAAGCAGAUAUCACAAGGAAUACCUCCGCUCAAGAAGACAUGGGCACAAAGCUGCAUGCUAUUCAACAGAGCCAUACCUCAACUGAUCUGACACCUUCUGGAAAAUAUCUUGGGAUUUCAGCUACCCAGACUAAUUCUGACCAUGGUUCUAAAGCAAAGCAUUUGAGACAGUCCGUAUGGACCACACUGUCUUCUUUCCAUUGGAAAACAUCAUUUUCUCUUCGUGUAAAUCAGCGUAGCCAGGCACUAGAGAGCUCUGUGCAGUCAAGAAUUUCAGGAAGGACUGCUUCAUUCAGAAAGCCUUAUGCCUCAGGUGUAAACCAUUUGGCAAUUGACUGGAGAUCACUUAAUAAGCAACUCAACUGUGCACAUAUGCCAUGUUUCCCUGGUGUGCCCUGUGAAUCAACAAAGGAUCAGGCAUUCAAAUGUGGACCCUGCCCCUUUGGAUACAGUGGCGAUGGAAUACAGUGUUAUGCACUUUGUGAUCCACUGUGUGAAAAUGGAGGGACCUGUAUCAGUCACAAUAUCUGUUCCUGUGCAUAUGGAUUUGUUGGCUCAAGAUGUGAAACACUGGUUUGUAAUAAGCACUGUCACAAUGGUGGGAAAUGUGUGGCACCGGAUGAAUGUCAGUGCAAGGCUGGUUGGAGUGGUCCUUUGUGUGAAACAGCCAUUUGCAAACCCAUUUGCCUAAAUGGUGGGACCUGCAUUCGCCCAAAUAUAUGUGCUUGCCCAUUUGGUUUCUUCGGGCUCCAGUGUCAAUCUGCAUUCUGCAAUCCUCCUUGUAAGAACAAAGGGCUAUGUAUGAGAAACAACCUGUGCUCCUGUAUGGAAGGUUACGUUGGAAGAAGGUGUCAGAAAAGUAUCUGCAAUCCGAUGUGUAUGCAUGGUGGGAGAUGCAGCAGGCCCAAUGUUUGUGACUGCCCAUUUGGCUGGAAAGGAAAACACUGUAGUAUGCCUGUGUGUUUACCCAGCUGCAUGAAUGGAAGUGAAUGUAUAGGGCCUAAUGUUUGCCAAUGCUCAGAAGGAUGGGCAGGCCUCCUAUGCCAAAUUCCUCUUUGUGAACCAAAAUGCCUGUUUGGAGGCCGAUGUAUCCAGCCAAAUGUUUGUGCUUGUAGAAGUGGAUAUAGUGGUUUUGACUGUGGAAAAAAGCUCUCCAUUCGAUGACAAAAACAACAGGACAGUGAAGAUACACAUUUUGAAACUAUUGUGCAAACUUUAAAAAAAAAAGAUUGGCUAAGAGCAUGCUACAAAGGACUGGUGAAUUUCUCAUGCUUCCUAACCCUUAACCCUACUUCCCACUCCUUCCAAGAACUAAGUUCUGUGGAGAAAUUGCUAAUUUCAGAGUAGAAACUUUAGCAAAUUGCUGGUGCCACCUUACAUGAUAUUUCUCUUUUGCUGCCUGCCUCAAUCUUAGCUAUUUGCUAUAUGUACGUGCCAAAUUCCAGGUUGACUUUGUUGGGUACUGAAAAUAAUGUUAAGUUGUUGGAGAUGACAGUAUUUCCCCAUUGUAUUCUUUGUUGUUUCUUCUGUUUAUUCCACCAGGAUAGACACCAAGAGAAAUGAGAAUUUCACUUCUUUUCCUUAGUGUCACUUCUUUUCUUUCCCUUCUUACAUCAUUACUUCUGUGCCAUGUUUUUGUACACAGCUUUUCUGAUGUGCUACACAGUAUUGACUGAAGUAUAUGUUCCAUAACAUUAGGAUUGCUGUUAUAUUUUUCAUGUGUUUUAUCAUAGCAAAAUAUGGACUGGCAAGAAAAAGAAAAUGGAUAAGAAAGAGCAAAAUAAAGUGGAAUGGAUGCACAGCUUGCUGGACAAUAUUCAGAAUCAAAAUAAUAGAGAGGAAUAUUUUUAAUAUCUUGGAUGCCCUUCAAGAAAAUUCCAAAAUAUAAGAAAAAUUAGAAUAAAUAGAAUUUCUGAAUCCAAA
This is a messenger RNA of Crotalus tigris (Tiger rattlesnake), 2304 nucleotides long. RefSeq names its product adhesive plaque matrix protein 2-like. NCBI's taxonomy places the organism in Eukaryota, Metazoa, Chordata, Lepidosauria, Squamata, Viperidae. The coding region runs from base 1 to 1545 and encodes 514 amino acids. Gene Ontology annotation, biological process: anatomical structure development. The transcript is spliced from 10 exons. Gene Ontology annotation, molecular function: signaling receptor binding. Gene Ontology annotation, cellular component: extracellular region; cell surface. The record is from RefSeq and is a predicted model, not a curated record.